Molecule: messenger RNA, 8272 nt
Organism: Branchiostoma floridae (Florida lancelet)
Lineage: Eukaryota; Metazoa; Chordata; Leptocardii; Amphioxiformes; Branchiostomatidae
Product: nucleoprotein TPR-like
Biological process (GO): protein import into nucleus; mRNA export from nucleus
Cellular component (GO): nuclear pore
Molecular function (GO): structural constituent of nuclear pore
Source: RefSeq, a predicted model, not a curated record
UCGCGAAGCUCUGGCCUUCGAUCUCGUCCCCAGGUCAUCCAGUGACGACGCUGGGAACUUGCUUCCAACAUGGCGACGGCCGGGUGUUUGCAGCGCGUGUUGGACGAAAGCGAGCUUUCUGCUCUUCCCCAGGCCGUUGUUGAGAAGCUCGAGGGACACUUGAAGAAUUAUGACGUUAGUAUGGAUAGCAUGCAGGCCGACUGUGAGCAGAUCAAGGCUAGUUUGGAGGAGAAAACCCAGCUCCUUGAGACGGAGGUGUCCACAUGUCUGGAUGUGCAGCAGCAGCUACAUGAUCUAGAGGAGAAGCAUGGUGAAGUGGAGAGACAACUCAAAGAAUUCAAAGAGUCUGCUGGUGAAAAUGAAGCCAAACAAAACCAGCUUGAGCGCACCAUCAGGUCUCUGGAGGAGGAGAAACAGGACAUGCACCGGAUGGUGGAGAAAAAGGCAUCAGAAAUUGACAGACUGAAUGAUGAGUGGAAGUCCAUGUCUGAGCAGCUAGCGGAGGCUAACUCCACCAGGCUGGAGGCCAAGGUCAAACUGGACCAGAUUGAGAGCCAGGAGCUCACCAUCAAGUACAAGGAGAAGCGUCUAGAGCAGGAGAAAGAACUGUUAACCAACCAGAACCAGUGGCUGAAUGCUGAACUGGAGAAGAAAACACAGGAACUUUUGAACCUAAGAAAAGAGAAGUCCACAGAGAUCCUGAACCUGAAGACCCAGCUGGACAGUAAGACUGAGGAGGCCAGCCACCUGCUGGGUACUGUGGAGGGGCUGAAGAGCACCACCACUGAGCAGGCCAGCAGGAUCGAGACUCUCAUACAGAAACUCAAGGAUUCACAUGAUGCCCAGUCCAUUGCUGAUGAACAGUUCAGAAAUGAGCUCCACUCCCAGAAGAAGCUGGCCUCACUCUACCAGUGUGCUUCAGAGGAGGCAGAAACCAAGGCUGCUGAACUGACCACAGCUGUACAGGAACUACAGAAGCUCCUUAAACAGGCAACCUCAACACAAGAAGAACUGGAAGAAAAACUUGCCAAGACUGAAGAUGAGCUCAGAAAAAGGGUAACAGAAUCAGAUGAGAAAAUCAGCAGUUUGGAGGAAGAGUUGAAGAAUGCUAAUGACCUACUGAUGGUAGCUAGAAAAAGAGGUGCUGUGUCCAUGUCCGACUCAGAGGUGGGAACCACAUUCCCUGUUGCAGCUGCCACCAGCAGUAUGCUGACUUCUGGGAUGACUCUCACAGAGAUCUACAAUGAGUAUGUGAAGGCCACUGAUCAACUAGAGCUGGAGAAGAUGGAGUCUGCUCGACUGAAGGGGUACUUGGACCAGAUACUGGAGGAGAUAGAACAGAAGGCCCCAGUGCUGCAGAGGCAGCGGGAGGACUACGAGAGGUCACUACAGACCAUCAACAAACUGUCCCAGAAACUGGACACCACUGCACUGGAAUGUGAGCAGUUGAGAGCAGAGGUUGACGACAGCCGACGCCGAACGUCCCACCUCACGCGGGAGAACGAGCGACUGUCGACGCGCUCGGUGGACCUGAGCCAACAGGUGCGCAUCCUUCUGAAGGAGGUGGAGGAGGCGCGGGGCGGGCACGUGGCCUCCGGGGAGCCUGAAGUCUCCUCCUCCGCAGAUGUGGCCACUUCAUCACAGGUCAUCUCACAGAAGUUGGUCACCUUCAGGGGGAUUGAGGAACUGCAGGAGCGCAAUGAGCAGCUGCUGACCCUGAUGCGAGAGAUGAGCGCUGAACACGAGAGGGCGGAGAAGGAAACAACAGACAGCAGAAUCCAGGAGUUGGAGCGGCAGCUGGAGAUGUCCCUACAGGACGUGGAGGCUCUGCGGGAGGCGCGGGACAAACAACAGACCAUGGUGGAGUCUCUGGUCCAACAGAGAGACAUGUACAGGGUCCUCCUGGCACAGCAGACAGCAGCUCCGACGCCCAUGGCACUGACACCUGGUGUGAAACAGGUGACGUCCACCCCGAUGCCAGGUGCAGCCGCGCCCAGGACACCUGGUAUCCAGGGGGCGCUCAUGGAGGAUGAGACAGAGACACAGGCUGCGCUGAAGCAGCUCAAGUCUGAGUACGACACUUACAGGAAGGAGAAGGCAGAGAAUGACAGAAUUCUUCAGGAGCAGUUAGAGAAGCUGAGGACAGAUGUUAGCGACUUCCGCACACAGAAUGUCCGGCUGUCCUCUCAGCUGGAGUUCUCAGGAGAAAGGUUUAAGGUACUGCAGGCUAACAUGGAGAGCUACAAGAAGGAGAUUGCUUCCCUGACAGAGAGAAACCACAAGUACUCCAACGAUGUGGUGAAACAACAGGGCAUUAUCAACACUCUCACACAGGACCAAAUGGCCACUAAGGAGCGGCUGGCGCAGACGGAGGUCCAGAUGAAGAACCUGCUGGUGGAGCGGGACAUGCUGAAGACUGCGGAGGCCCAGCUGUCACGGGAGAAUGAGUCGCUCCGCAGGGAGCAGAAGAGUCAGACCAUCCUCUCCACUAACCUGCAGAUGAUACAGAACAACCUUGAGAGAGCAGACUUUGAGAACAGGACUCGGUACCAGUCCCAGAUAGAGAACCUGGAGAGAGAGCUGAGUGCAGUCAGGAAGAAGCUGGAAGAUGAAUCUGAGCAGCACAAGAAAGUAGUCAAAGGAUGGGAGGCUCGUCUAGAAGACCUGCAGUCCCAGUUGACAAGGUCAGGGGGCGCUCAUAAUUCAACUAGGGAAGAACUGAGGAAGGCCAAUGACUUUGUGCAAGAGCUCCUGGGUAAACAGCAUGUGGACCAGUACAAGAACAUGGCCACAGCCAUGGAGAAGAACCUGUCUGAGCAGAACGAGGCCAGCAAGCGGCUGCAGGAGGGUCUGCAGACCCAGCUUAGGGAGGCCACACAGACACGGGAGGCUCUGGAGAAACAGAUCCAACAACUGGAGAAGGACAAACAGGCUGCUGGCAAGGAGCUAUCAGAAAUAAGGGACUCCCAGGGUAAGCACACCGCUGACCUGCGGAAGUCCCUGUCCAGCCUGCAGACUGAGGUGAGGGAUGCCCUGCAGAAGGCUGCGGAUGCCAACAGGAAGGAGCAGGAGGCACGUAACGACCUGGAACAGCAGGUCAAGCUGGCGUCUGAGGCACAGGACAAAUACGAGCGAGAACUGAUGCUCCAUGCUGCUGAUGUACAAGCACUCUCCACUGUCAAGGAACAGUUAGAGGACCACAAUGACAAGCUGUCAGCAGCUCAGGAGGAGGCCAAGAAGGCUCGAGAAGAACUCCGUCUGGCUAAGGUAUCGUGGGAGGAACAGAAGAGAAUCCAGGAACAGUCCAUGACAACUCUACAGUCCCGCUGUCAGGAGCUGGAGAAGCAGAACAACCUGCUGCAUGAACAAAUAGAGAAGCUGAGUAACCAGAUGUUGAGUCUGCAGUCACGCCCUGCAGCAGACACUGCAGUCACUGCAGCCUCCGUCAGCGGGGAGGGCAAGUCCUCGGAGCAGCUGCUGGAAAUCAUCCACUUCAUCCGGAGAGAGAAAGAUAUCGCUGAGACUAGGUUUGAGGUCACACAGGCGGAGAGUGUUCGGUACCAGCAGAGACUUGAGCAGCUGGAAAGACAGCUGGCAGAGGCACAGCAGGCAUUGGGAGAAGAGCGCAGCAGGACAGAGGCGGCUGCCCAGACAGCCCUGCAGCACCAGGAGCUGAUUAAGAAGGUGGAGACUCUGAACGUGCUGACUGACAGCAACAAGCUGCUGAGGGAGGAGAAGGAGAGGGUAGAAGGGCAGCUACAGGAAGUCACAGCUAAGGUGCAACAGCUCCAGAAGGACAUCGAGCCCCUUCAGGAGUCGAACCGUAAGCUGUCCACCAUGAACGGCUCCCUGCAGGCUGAGAACACCAUGCUGAAGAAGGACGUGGACCGUUGGACGGCUCGAACACACCAGCUGAUCGAACAGUCCAACAAGGCUGACCCUGAGGAGAUCAAGAGACUAACAGAGGAAAGGGACAACCUGCAGAAGCAGCUGAGCAGCAACACAGAACAGAUGCACAAGUUCCGCGCCGAGGCCUCUCGUCUCAACACGCAGCUAGCGGCCGCCAGGAGCGAGACCAGCACUGAAAAAAGGGAGGUGACCCGGUUGAAAACAGAGGUGGGCCAGCUGAAAACAGAGGUGGGCCAGCUGAAAACGGAGGUGGGCCAGCUGAAGGCUCAGUGCAGCUCGCUACAGGGAGAGAUGGCUGGGGAGAAGAGCUUCAGCAGCAAGCAGGCACAGGAGAUUGAAUCUCUGAAGAAAGAAGUACAGACAAAAUCUCAGGAGGUAGAGGAGAAAAUGAAGAGCGUCAAGCAGCUGAAGACGAUCGGUCGGCGCUACAAAUCCCAGUUUGAAGAGAAAAACACUGAGUGUGAAACACUCCGCAAGGAAAUGGAGGGUGUGAAGAAGGAAAAUGAAGAACUUAAGACCAAGGUUGCACAGGCACCAGCACAGGGGGCAGAAGCAGGAACAGCCCAACAAGCUCAGCUAGAGGAGAAGACAAAGGCUCUGGAAGAGAUGCAGCAACAACUCAAGACCUCUGAGGAGCAAGUGGCCAAGCUAAGACAAGAGGCCACUGAUGUAGAAGAGAAGCUGAAAAAGGCAGAGGAGGAGAAGGCUGCCCUCCAGGCAUCCGAGUCAAACCUCAACAAGUCACUUACCGAUGAGAAGGAGAAGGCCAAGAAAGUCCUGUUUGCUGCCAAACAGAAGAUCCAGCAGCUGACGAACCAGAGAGACAGCCGGGAUAAGGAGCUGACAGAGCUGAAGGAGAAGAGUGCAGCAGCAGAGCAGAGUAAGGAAGAGCUGGAGCUGAGACUCUCCUCACUCAAGUCACAGUAUGAGGGUAAGAUCAUGAGGCUGGAACGGGAGCUUUCAGAUGUGCGAGAGCAGAACAGGCAGGAACAGGACAGACAGCAGCAAGAGCAACAGGACCUACAAAAGAGGGUGGAGGAACAGCAAAGGCAGCUGGAGGCACAGCAGAAACAGCUGCAGGCUCAGCAGCAGCACCAGGUGCAGCAGGUGCUGCCAGCCAACGAACCUCCGACAGCCAACAUCCGCCCCAUGGCAACACCCUCCACAUCAACACCAACCAGUAAAGUCCACACUGUUCCUCCAGUCAUGUCAGGAGCAUCUUCCAGCCAUAGCUCCACCCAUGGGUCCAACAGGCAAGCCCCUCGGGCAAGUAUCCGUCCCAUCGCUAAAGCACCAGCCACCGUCACUGUGACCCCCACCCCCUCAGGGAGUAUGACCCCCACUGCCACCGUCAUGCCGACCACUCAGGCCGACACCCAGGAGGUGGUCACUGUGGCACCUGUCUCGGGUGUGGUAACAGUGACCAACACCAUGGCAGUGGUCCAGGCCACGUCCACUCAACAGGCAACGGCUUUCGUCCAGCCCACCCAGCAGCACUCAGUGGUCAGUGGGGUGCAAGCAGAUGUACAAGACACCCAGCCAUCGGCUACUGUGAGCCCCACCCCUGUCGAUCGCACCCCCACCGCCGUUGAUCGCACCCCCACCCCCGUAGAACAGAUAGCCACCCCUCCCCACCCCUACGAGUCUCAGCCCGGCCCCUCCUCUGCCCAAGAGCCAUGCCCUGACGAUGCAGCGCCCACAGGAAAACGGCAGCGGGAAGUGUCCACUCCAGAUGUGCAGGGGGGAGACACUCAUCCUGUUACUAAAAGGGCAAAGACGGAGGCACAAACAGAGGAGUCAACUGAGGUGACAGAAACAGAAGAGGAGCUGGGUGAAGAGGAGAGGGAAGAGGAGCACUACACAGAAGAGCCCUCUACUGGUGCAGCUGAAACUGCAGCUGUUUCCCAGUCAGCUGAUGACAGUGAUGAUGAUGUCAUUGUUGUUGAUGAUGAUGAUGAUGAAGAAGAGGAGGAAGUAGAGGAGGAAGAUGAGGAAGAGGAAUAUGAAGAAGGGGACAGUGUAGAUGAGGAAGAUUAUGAAGAAGAUGUGGAAGAAGGUAGUGAAGGGGAAGAAGAAAUGGAGGAAGAACAAGAAGAAGAAGAGGAGGAAGAGACAUACGAGAUGGGUGAGGAAGGGGAGUCAGGGGAGGAGAUGCAGGGAGAGGAGGAGGCUGAGGAGGAGGAGGAGGAGGACCUGGGAGAGGAGGAGCAGCCUAGUGAUGAGGAUGUGGUGGAGAUAGUAGAUGAUGAUGAUGAUGAUGAUGAGCCAGCCAUGGAGGGUGGGGAUCAGUCAGGGAGUGAUGUUGCCCAGCCCAUGUCUACUGACCAGGACAAUCAACAGUCACAGCAGCAGACACGUGAGGAGGUACACCAGCCCAGACCAGCUGUCCAGAGCAGACCCCGCCAGCCUGUCCCCACACUAACUGUCCAGCCUCCUGCUGCUGACCAGUCCCAGCCACAACCCAUCCACCCUCAGAGAAUCCCCCCUCGACUUGAACCCCGCCUCCUGCCCUCAGGCAGGGCCCAGCUCGCCCCCUUCUCCCUCGGGCCGGGCCAUGGGGGACCAGCCUUUGAAGACGUGGAUGACUGCACGGUACCCAGCACCCCAACCCUGUUUGUACCAAGAAGAACUGAUGGCUUCGCUGAAGCCCUCAAUUCUCCACAGAUCCAGGGUGUGCGCUUCUCCUUCGGUCCUCCAUCUGAGAUUGCAGAGAUGCAGCGAGCCCAGCCUGGACUAGCUCAACUGGCUACACAGGGAGCCCUCGGUAUGGACGACACCCACAUGGACCUGUUGGGUGGAGAGGACGAGGGUUCAGGCCGCAGCGUCCCUACAACCCCAGUACAACUCACUGCACCUGUUACGGUGUUCAGUGAAGGUGGUCCGUCAGUGCUGGAACAUGCAGAAAUGAGCACGGUACAGUCCAUCCCCCGUGUGCCGUCCCCGCGCACAUCCCCGCGUGCCGUGCCCGUCUCGGAGCCGCCCAGCGAGCAGGCCUCCCAGGAUGUACCCCAAAGUACCGGAGACACUCAGACAGGGCUGGAGGACCCCAGCAGCCUGGAAGAAGAGGAGGUGGAAGGGAGGGAGGGAGACGAAGAAACAGAAGAGCCAGAAGAGGAAAGCAAAGAGGCACCUACAUCAGGAGGUGAUGCCUCUGCUUCUGCUGAGGAGCAAGCAGCUGAAUCUGAAGCAGGUGAACAGGUGCAGGCAUCCUCCUCAGGUGCUGGUCCCACCUCUGCAGGUGCCACGGGGAGCACAGAAUCCAGACCUAAACCCAACAUAAAGCCAGUGGUGUGGUCAGACCCACAACCCUCAGCACAGCCUUCACCACAGAGGGGGAGGGGCACCCGCAGGAUCAGAAUUAGAGGAUCAACUGGUCCUCGUCGGGGAUUCCGAGGGUCGAGAGGAGGGGGCCCGCCGCGUCAGCAACCAUUCUAGCAGCUUCCGCCUGUCAAUCACAUUGCAUCCUUGGAUGUGCUGUUGCAAUUAUGUACAAUACUGUACGUGCUUAAAACACCAGACUGUAAACUAGACCUAUAUAAGUAACUAUGGUGAUUAUAAUGUCAUUUACAGACUUAGUUGGAACAUGCAUUAAACAUGCUCUUUAUGACAGAAAUUUGAAGCAUAAAUAUUGUAGUUGUGAGUUAUAUGUGCUGACGCACUGUGGGAUCUGAGUUUGAGAACAGUCAUUUACUAGUCAAAAUAUGUCUUAGACAUGUAUUUCAUGUAUAAAUAUUGUUAUGUCUAUGAGUUGUUAUCUUGUAACCUGAACUCCACGUUUCUGAAAGAAGCAGCUGUAGUGUCAGUGCCUAAUUGUGCAUGUAGAUGCAGCAUUGUGAAAUAGGGCCUGGAGCGUAUUUGAAGAACAAGGCUGUACAUGUAUCAGUCAUAUACCCAUGUUGUUUGAGUUGUAGUUGGAAGUAAAUAGUACGUAACAAGAGAAGAUACACUUACUUUUUACUUUUGGACAUUGUUCCCAUCCCACAUUGUUCCCAUAAAGCUAUGAUUCUAAAAAUAAAUCACUUCUGAUGUUAAAACAUCUUAAGAGACAAUGCAGUAAGAAGAUCGCCUCACCUCACCUAGUCCCAUCCUCAUCUAGAGAGUCAGGGACUACGGUUGCAAGUAAAAAGAUCAAGUACCUUAAAUUGAGACGAUUACCUUCAAUAUUCAUGGAAGUGUAAUAUUGAGUUUUGUGCAACAUGUUAAGGAGAACUGUGCUCUAUCCGUGGGGAAACAAGAUGAUCAAUAUAUAUGAGAAGUUGCUUGUAUUAUGAAAGCUUUUCUUUGCAUUCCAGCUUACUUCUGCUUCUGAUAGUUGAUCUGAUGGAAUAUAUGUGAAUAAAGACCCAGGAAACACUAACGUAAA